Messenger RNA from Glycine soja, 1437 nucleotides. RefSeq names its product adenylate isopentenyltransferase 3, chloroplastic-like. The record is from RefSeq and is a predicted model, not a curated record. The transcript has a single exon. Lineage: Eukaryota; Viridiplantae; Streptophyta; Magnoliopsida; Fabales; Fabaceae. Gene Ontology annotation, biological process: tRNA modification; cytokinin biosynthetic process. Gene Ontology annotation, molecular function: tRNA dimethylallyltransferase activity. The coding region runs from base 166 to 1149 and encodes 327 amino acids. Gene Ontology annotation, cellular component: mitochondrion.
CUACUUCACUUCUAGUGUGAGCUAGCUAGCUUAAUUCGACAAGCCCUUCCUCAAUUGACCUUAAUUAGCCAGCUCCACUUUUGGUGUCAAAAGAAAAAAAAUAAAAUUCCCCCACCCCACCACUAGAUUCUAAUUUUUCUCAGUCUUGGUGUUUUUUAGGUCAUUAUGACCAUCUCACUGUUUAUGUGCAGAGUAACACAACCCAUAAUAAAUGUUCCUUGCAGUGGGAAAAAACUGAUCGUGAGGCAAAUUGAGAAAGAGAAAGUAGUGGUUGUAAUGGGAGCCACCGGAGCAGGGAAGUCAAGGCUUUCAAUUGACCUAGCAACAUGUUUUCCAUCAGAAAUCAUAAACGCCGACAAAAUCCAAGUCUUCGAAGGUCUAGACAUAGUCACAAACAAAAUCUCCAAGGAAGAGCAACGCGGGGUUCCGCACCACUUACUAGGAACAAUAAAGCCCAACAUGGAUUUCAGCGUCAACGAUUUCUGUGACACGUCAUCAGAGGCCAUUGACUCAAUCACGAGGUGCCAGAAGCUUCCAAUCGUCGUUGGAGGCUCAAACUCGUAUCUGGAGGCCCUCAUGGACGACGACGAUUACAAGUUCCGAUCGCGCUACGAUAUUCUCUGCCUCUGGGUUGACGUGGAAAUGUCCGUGCUUAAGUCCUACGUGGCAGACCGUGUCGACCACAUGUUUUAUAAAGGAAUGGUCGAUGAGCUGAGACCGUUUUAUAGUCCCAACGGGGAUUACUCGCGAGGGGUGAAAAGGGCAAUUGGGGUGCCCGAGUUCCACGAGUAUUUUGGGAGGGAAGAGGUUGCUGACGAGGAGACAAAACAGAGGUUGUUGGAACAAGCGGUUAAGGAAAUCAAACUGAACACGUGCAAGCUAGCGAUGAAGCAGUUGGGGAAGAUUCGUAGGCUCAGGAACGUUAAGAGAUGGCAUAUUCAUCGAUUGGAUGCUACGCCCGUCUUCCGAAUGCGUGGGGAAGAAGCCAACGAUGCUUGGAAGAGGCUGGUGGCAAAGCCUAGUGCUUUGAUCGUUGCUCGCUUUCUCUAUAAUAACAACUCCAAAAAUAAUGCCAACGUUGUUUCUGGUUCUGGACUUAGAGUGCAACCAGCUGCUUCAGAGAGUGUUCUCGCUGCCGCAACUUGCUAGUACUGUUUAACAUGCUUACGCACUCGCAAUCUUUUUGGUUAAAUUAAAACAAUUUACACCACUUAAUUUAUGUGUUUGAUGUGGUAACUUGCUAGUUUUUAAGGUGUCGUUUUGUUCAGCCAAGACUAUUAUUUUUUAGUUUGUGGGGAGGGACUUGUAAUCACUGCGGAUGAAAAGUUUUAUGAAAGUUGUCUGCUACUAAUUCGAUACUAGUAUACUACAAGUCAAGCAUCUGGUCUCCUUCAAUUUUUAUGGGAGUGUAUGUGUAACUGUCAUUUUGACAUGUUA